Rhododendron vialii is the source of this 2509-nucleotide messenger RNA. RefSeq names its product coniferyl alcohol acyltransferase. Gene Ontology annotation, molecular function: acyltransferase activity, transferring groups other than amino-acyl groups. The transcript is spliced from 3 exons. Lineage: Eukaryota; Viridiplantae; Streptophyta; Magnoliopsida; Ericales; Ericaceae. Bases 510 to 1868 code for a protein of 452 amino acids. The record is from RefSeq and is a predicted model, not a curated record.
AAACGAUCCUCUCCCCUUUGCAUUUCGGUACACUUAAUUAUCAAAUGAAUCAUCAUCAAUCAAAAUGUGCUUUCCCAUCAGUAUUGAUGCACCUCCACUAGGCCUUGUUUGGUUUUCCAAAAUUCAGAAACUGCCAUAAUGCCCACUUUUGACCACUACCAAAAUUUAAUGGGCAUCUUUGAAUAUCUUCCAAGAGUCCAAUCAUCUUCAUUCCAUCCCAAACUAGACAACCUCAGGCCAAGACCACAGUACAUGUAUGCAUGCCUAUAGAUACAAGUCUGAAUAUGGCUUAAGGGAACUUGAUAAUUCUCCAGUGCCAAAUCAACUCAUUGUUUCAAGAACCACUUCAAAAGGAAGCCUUUUUGCCAUUUAAGAAGUAUAUUAUUGUUUAGCCUCUCAUUUACUUUGAUUCUAAUCUGAUCACCAAUAUAAAUACAUAUUUAUGCUCUGCAACUAAAGCCAUACCUAUUCACCACCCCAAGAUUGAGGCUAGAAGUUUAGCCAUUUCAAUGGCAGUUGAAGGUGCAGUACAUGGUUCAUAUGAAGUGAGCAUUACAAAGAAGACAAUUGUAAAAGCUACAGAGCCUCUACCAGAGCCUCAUAUUCUCACCCUUUCAAACCUAGACCUCCUCUCGGGCCGUUUUCCGGUAACAUACUUCUAUUUCUACCGCAACAAUCCCCUUGUCGCGAGCUUCACUUCUGUCGUUGACGCCCUUAAAUCCUCUCUUUCCAAGACUCUCACUCACUUCUACCCGUUCUCUGGUCGAGUCGUUCAAAACCAAAGCACCAAUGAGCCCGAAAUAGUCUGUGACAAUACCGGUGCUCUUUUCGUAGAAGCCCAUUCUAACAUCGCUCUAAAAGAACUUGACUUCUACAAUCUCAACCAAUCCCUAGAGGGAAAACUCGUAUCCAUCGACAACGACUACCCUCUACAAAUCCAAGUAACAUGUUACACUUGUGGAGGGUUGUCGAUUACCUUCACGUUUGACCAUGCAUUAGGUGAUGCAAGUGCCUUCAGUAAGUUUCUCAUUACAUGGUCUGAAAUAGCCAUGGCGAAGACGAUUUCUUGCAUUCCGGAUCACAGGAGAUACCUUCGUGCCCGAGUUCCUCCGAGUUAUGACCCGUGGGUGGACCAAGCUUUCGUAUCCUGCACCCUGGAAGAAAUUGCCAAAAUUCCCAUGCCUAAAAUAUCGCUCAAACGUCUUUACCAUAUAGAUGCAUCGAGCAUUAACAAGUUGCAAAGACUUGCUUGCAUGGAUGGAAGCAGCAGGACUAAAAUCGAGGCUUUCUCUGCUUACAUUUGGAAGGUUAUGGUUCAAGCUAUUGAUGAGAGUCACCCGAAAUGCAAAAUGGGUUGGUUAGUCGAUGGACGGACUAGAAUGUGUAAAGAUCCAAACACCAUGUCAAAUUACAUUGGGAAUGUCUUGUCUGUGGCUUUUGGGGAAGCAAGCAAGGUCGAGUUGGAGACCGGAGGAUUGACAGAUAUCGCCAAGAUUUGUCACAACGCGAUUUCAAAGGUGACCAACCGGGCUCAUUUCCUGGACUUGAUCGACUGGAUCGAGUGCCACAGACCCGGAUUGAUGCUGUCGAAGGUCGUGUUGGGUCGUGCGGGUCCCGCCCUUGUGGUGUCGUCCGGGCGAAGGUUUCCGGUGACCGAGUUAGAUUUUGGGUUCGGAAGUCCGGCCCUCGGGACCGUUUGUUCUACAAUACAGAGGAUUGGAGUUGGUUAUGUAAACCAAAGGCCAAGUGCAAGAGGUGAUGGGUCUUGGACCGUAUCGGCGAUUAUAUGGCCAGAAUUAGCAGCAGCACUGGAGUCGGAUUCGGAUCGUGUUUUUCAGCCCAUGACUGCAGAUCAUCUUCAACUCUAAUCCCAUUUCCAUCCAUUAAGCAGAAUCUGCAGAAAAGAACAUUUUCUCAGGGAUCUGCAAUUUCUGCUGCGAGCCCAACUCGAAGUCUCUGUCAGGUGCCUGCAGGGGAGUGCGGCUACGGUGAAUGCACAGGAAGAACAUGCCCAAAUUUGUACCCAGGUAUCGGUUUAAUUGACAGAAUCAUGCACUACAUUGAAAACUGAUUAACCACACACCUAGCCUUCAUCCCCCAUAACAUGUCCUUUUCACCUCAGUCAAGGCCUUAAAGACAUGGAAUGUAUUACAUGGUCUUUUUCUUCUUUGCAGAUGCAAAUUACCCAGUUUAUGGUCUGUGGUCAACUGAUGUUGCUCGAUCUUUCUGUUAUAUAAACGGGAUAACUUGUAUAGUUUGGCUACCAAUAAGGAUAAAUCUAUGUAAAGAGGCUAAAACCUAAAAUUAUUGAGCCUCGGUCUACUGAGAAGACAGGUUCGUUUCUACCCAAUGGUAAAAUGAGAGCCAGACGUCGAUGGGUUGAAACCCAUAAAACGCGGAUAUAAAUCUCAAUGGCCGGAACUUAAGGGGGUGAGUGCAGUAACAGCAAAGAAGAUUAUUGAGAAGGAAAACCCAUUUGUGAAAGCAUGGAUAUAUCCAGAAGGCAUUU